Messenger RNA from Dimorphilus gyrociliatus, 793 nucleotides. Lineage: Eukaryota; Metazoa; Annelida; Polychaeta; Dinophilidae. The record is from the annotation of a GenBank genome assembly.
AAUGUGCGAUAACGAGGCAACGGCUAUUGUCAUUGACAAUGGUUCUGGUUUAUGCAAAGCUGGUUUUGCUGGUGCCAAAACACCCAAGUCAGUUUUUCCUUCCAUCGUUGGUAGACCAAAACAAGUUGCCAAGGACCAAAAAGAUAGUUAUGUUGGAGAUGAAGCCCAAACAAAGAGAGAAAUAUUAACCCUCAAGCACCUAAUCGAACGUGGUAUUAUAACCAACUGGAAUGACAUGGAAAGAGUCUGGGAUCAUACUUUCGCUAAUGAACUUCAUAAGACCCCGAAAGAACAUCCGAUUCUGUUGACAAAAACCCCCUUAAACUCAAAGGCAAAUCGUGAAAAAAUGACUGAAUCAUACAAUUUGCCUGAUGGACAACAAUUAAGAAUUGGAAAUGAAAAAUUCCGCUGUGCUGAAGCCCUUUUCCAACCUGCCCAAAUGGGAAUGGACUGUUCCGGCAUCCAUAAAAUAAUUAACAGCUCCAUCUUGAAAUGUAAUUCUGACUUAAGUAACGAAUUUUAUGCCAAUAUUGUAUUGUCUGGAGGAUCUACCAUGUUUAAAGGUAUUUCUGAUAGACUAAAGAAAGAAAUGUCAGUUUUAUGCGCACGCUAUCAGAGAAUUGAAAUUAUUGCUCCGCCUGAAAGAAAAUAUUCAACAUGGAUUGGUGGUUCCAUUUUUGCAGCUUUGUCUACUUUCCAACAAGCGUGCAUGAGCAGUACAGAAUAUGAUGAUAUUGGACCAGCCAUUGUACACAAAAAGUGCUUCUCACAAAAAGUGCUUCUAAACCUUUAG